CUGAGACGUGUGUCUCGCGGGGACACCUUUAAUCGAAGUGGUGAGAUUUAAGAGUGGCGUGGGCAGACAAGGCAACAAUUGCCGAUCGGUCUGUGAGACAUCGAGAGUAACAUCUUCAGUCAUCAACAGCAACAGUUUGCAACGGCAAGCAGGAUGAUCACGAAGGGGUACGGGGAUAGUAGCCCGGAACGGGACCGAGACUGGUCUGCCGAGGGAUCCUUCGAGGACCAGGUAUGGCUGAGGGCCGUCUACGGUGUCAUAGCCGUGCUUGGCAUCACCGGCAACGCCUUGGUCAUGUUCACGGUGGCCAGGGUGCCCUCGCUACGCUCCUUGACCAACAUGUUCAUCGUGAGCUUGGCCGUCUGCGAUCUCAUCACCUCGGUGUUUCUUAUCCCGCUUCAUCUCGGAUUCGCAAUUUCCGUGCCACCAGGUGUUGCAGGCGACCUGCUGUGCCGUCUACUGCUGUCCAAGUUCCCCCUCUGGACCAGCUUCAUCGCCUCAGUGCUCACUCUGACUUGCGUCACCUUAGAGAGGUACUCAAGCAUCGUGCACCCCUUCCGCUACGAGGCGCUCUUCACCCCCCGGAAAGCCAUCGGCAUGAUCAUUUGCAUAUGGGCCAUGGCCGUGCUCAUGAAUAGUUAUUUCUUCUACAUAUUUUACAGCGACAGCGGCCGAUGCAUCAUCCAGUGGCAGAGCACGGCCUGGCGGACGUUUGUGGGCGUGGCCAACUUCUCGGUCAUUUACAUCUUCCCGCUGAGCCUGAUGGGCUUCUCCUACUGGCGGAUCAUGCAUAAUUUGCAUAAGAGCGCCAUGAAUAUGCGCCAAUCAACGUCGUCAAAUGGUACAGAGAACCAGCUGUCGAGGGAUCUCCUCACCGCGCGCAAGAAAGUCGUCAAGAUGCUGCUCACGGUCGUGGUGACUUUCGCCGUCUGCUGGGCCCCAAACCAGUUCAUGUUCUUCGCCUACAUGUGCGGCUGGAACCUAGACUUCUCUGCCUGGUAUUACCACGCCAGCGUACUGCUUGCGUUCUGUAACUCGUGCAUGAACCCGAUCAUUUAUGGAUUUAAGAGCAAGCAAUAUCGUGGAACGCUCAAGAAGGCACUUGGCUGUAGAAACAAAGUCGGGGCUCGCGCAAAUAUGUUAUGUAGCAUGACCAGGUUUGGUGGUACCGCAGAGAUAAGAGGCUGUCCGGAAGACCAACGGCCGAAGGACUACAUCAGGCCCAGGUGAAACAAUUAAUAAUCAUUUGUGGUUGACAAACCACAUGGAGCUUGGUUCGCCUGUAUGAUACACCAUAAAGAAGCAGAGCUAGCGCAAAAGA
Patiria miniata (bat star) is the source of this 1321-nucleotide messenger RNA. RefSeq names its product galanin receptor type 1-like. Gene Ontology annotation, cellular component: membrane. Gene Ontology annotation, biological process: G protein-coupled receptor signaling pathway. Lineage: Eukaryota; Metazoa; Echinodermata; Asteroidea; Valvatida; Asterinidae. The record is from RefSeq and is a predicted model, not a curated record. The transcript is spliced from 2 exons. Gene Ontology annotation, molecular function: neuropeptide Y receptor activity. The coding region runs from base 154 to 1230 and encodes 358 amino acids.